AUGUCAUUGUCCAGUGAGAAUUUUGAAAAAAAUGAAAAUUUGAAUGGUGUAAGUGCUGCACUAGUGGAUAAAAGCUUUCCGCCUAUAAACCCUAAGUACCGUUCCAAGAGUUUGUCUACAGAUAAGUUAAACACAAAUAAUGCAGAUCGUGCCGCGAUUUUAGAGGAUAUAGAGGCUCAGUACAUAACUGACAAAUUAGAAACGCCUAGUUGUUUGGUUAGAAAUAAAGUAAUGGAAUCUCAUUCAACGCUCAAUGGGUUCAAAGACAACAAAGCCACAUAUGGUACCGACAGUCCUGUGGCAGGACAAAGGGGUCGGCGUGUAAUAUUCUGCGUACAUGGAAACCCCUCGACAGGAUGCUGCGCUGUCAUCGAAACGAGUGCAGAUGGAGAUAAUGGCGAGAGGGGAAAUGGUAGCAUUAGUGAAGCUGAAAGACAUUGUCACAGAUCGAGAAAUGAAGAAAUAGAUAAAAGGGCACGAAGAAAACUUAUAAUAGCUAGUGUAUUAUGUGUCAUAUUCAUGAUAGGUGAAAUUGUUGGUGGAUACUUAUCAAACAGUCUGGCGAUAGCAACUGAUGCGGCACAUCUCUUAACGGACUUUGCUAGUUUCAUGAUAUCGUUAUUCUCGCUUUGGGUCGCAAGUAGACCCGCUACUAGAAGGAUGCCUUUUGGCUGGUAUCGAGCUGAAGUUAUAGGCGCUUUAACGUCGGUUCUUCUGAUUUGGGUGGUGACCGGAGUCCUCGUGUACAUGGCUGUUCAAAGAGUUAUAUAUAAGGAGUUCGAGAUCGACGCGACCGUUAUGUUGAUCACAUCUGCUGUUGGAGUUGCUGUGAAUUUAGUUAUGGGUCUUACUCUACACCAACAUGGGCACAGUCACGGGGGCGGCGGUCACGGCCACUCUCACGGCGGCAACAAUCCUAUACUCAAUAACAAAAAGGAACGCUCAGACUCCGAUGCGGAAAGCUCCUCUUCACACCAGCACGAACAUCGUGCGGAAAACAUCAACGUUCGCGCCGCAUUUAUACACGUGUUGGGUGAUUUCCUCCAAAGUUUCGGCGUUUUGAUUGCAGCCAUCGUUAUUUAUUAUAAGCCCGAAUGGAACUUGGUGGAUCCGAUCUGCACUUUCCUGUUCUCUGUGUUGGUGCUCAUCACUACUUUCAACAUCAUCAAAGAUACUUUACUAGUACUCAUGGAAGGUUCUCCUAGGGGUCUAGAUUUUCAGGACGUAGCAAAUACAUUCUUGUCGCUGCCAGGAGUUGUUAGGAUACACAAUCUACGAAUGUGGGCCCUAUCGCUGGAUAAAACCGCCUUAUCCGCUCAUCUUGCUAUCCGUACCGGCGUAAGUCCACAAAAAGUCCUAGAAGAGGCUACACGAUUGGUCCACGAAAAGUAUAACUUUUUUGAAAUGACCCUCCAAAUUGAAGAGUUCAACGACGGCAUGGAAGCUUGUAAUCAGUGUAAUGAAUUUGAAGAUUCAAAAGAGCAAAAUCCCGGUGUAAUGAUACGUGAUUUAGACGAUUUUACU
Messenger RNA from Brenthis ino (lesser marbled fritillary), 1524 nucleotides. The record is from the annotation of a GenBank genome assembly. NCBI's taxonomy places the organism in Eukaryota, Metazoa, Arthropoda, Insecta, Lepidoptera, Nymphalidae.